CAUCUCUAGUCGACACCGACAAAGAAAACACGCAAGUUGUCAUCAUUCAUUAUUUCAUUCUUAAUUUCAUUUUCCUUCACGCACGCACGCCAGGGAGAAUAUUCAUUGUUUGGUUAAUAAUAUCGUCUCUAUUGGAUUUUCAAACUAGAUUCAAUCGUAGUAGAAUUAAGCUGUAAACAAUGACAGCUGGCGAAGAGAAGGUCUAUUCUCCAGGUCCAAAUGCCUUUGACAUUUCACCUGCUGGGGACGGUGGCGUGCUGAAGGAAAUCAUCAAGCAUGGAGAGGGGGAGUACACGCCUAAUGCUGGCUGUAAGGUCUCGGUGCACUACACAGGCACACUUACUGACGGGACCAAGUUUGACUCCAGCAAGGAUAGAAAUCAGCCGUUUGAGUUCAAUUUGGGCAAAGGACAAGUAAUAAAGGCUUGGGACAUUGGUGUGGCUACGAUGAAGAGAGGUGAAGUCUGUAUGCUGACUUGCAAAUCUGAAUACGCUUACGGGAAAAGUGGGAGCCCACCGAAUAUUCCUCCUGAUGCGACGCUUUACUUUGAGGUUGAAAUGAUCGAUUGGCAAAAAGAAGAUCUGAGUCCUAAGAAAGACGGAGGAAUCCUUAGAAGUAUAUUACAAGCUGGGGAAGGACACGCAUGCCCCAACGAUGGAUCUAUGGUCGAUAUUCACUUAGUGUGCGAGUGUCAAGGAAAAGUUGUAGAAGAACGAGAUGUCGUCUUCAAUCUCGGAGAGGGCAGCGAACACAACGUCCCGUCAGGAGUGGAGAAGGCUUUAGAGAAAUUCAAACUGAAAGAGAAAUCUCAAUUAGAAAUUAAAUCCAAAUACGCUUGGGGCAAAAACGGAAAACCAGAACUGCAAAUCCCACCGAACUCUGAUCUCAUUUACACUGUAACACUAAAUAACUUUGAAAAAUUGAAAGAGUCUUGGGCGUUAGAUUCAGAUGGGAAACUAGAGCAAGGAAAGUUCUUCAAAGAAAAAGGAACGAAUUACUUUAAAGCAAACAAGUUCCAAUUAGCUUUAAAAAUGUACAAAAAGGCGAUAGAAUACUUGGAAUUUGAUUCAGGUUUUGUAGACGAAGGUGAAAAGGAGCGCAAAACGUUGCUGGUAUCCAACCAUCUCAAUUGUGCGCUCUGUCAUAACAAACUGCAGGAAUACACGGAGGCCAAGGAUCAAUGCAACAAGGUGCUGGAAAUGGAACCGACCAAUGAGAAAGCUUUGUUUAGGAGGGGACAGGCCAAUCUAGCACUUGGAGAACCAGAAAUCGCAAAAGUGGACUUUGAGGCGGUUUUGUCGCAAGACCCGGCCAACAAAGCCGCAGCUCAACAUGUUAACAUCUGUAACCAGAAGCUUAAAGAACAACUAGCCAAAGAGAAGCAGAUUUACGCAAAUAUGUUUGACAAGUUUGCGAAGAAGGAUCGUGAAGAAAAAGACUGCAGAUUUGGGUGGUGGACUGGUAAAUCAGUUGAGGUUGAAAAAAUGGAAGAGCCUCCUAAGGAGGAAGAAGAAGAAGACGAAAGAGCAUUGAGAAUAAAAGAGAAGAAGGCUUUCAUAGAACAGGUGAAGGAAAGAAAACUGAAAUUGGAAGAACAAUUGAAAAGCAAAAAUUUAAUAAGCGAAGAAGACAAUAAUGAGAUAAAUGAUCAAGACCAUUCAAGUGAGAAUAAUGUUGAGAAAGAAAGUGAUAAGGUUGAAAACAAAGCCGAGAUAGAUAGUGAAAAAGUUAAAUCAGAUACUAAGAACGAAAACAUUGAGAACAAUGUUGCAAAGGAAAGUGGAAAGAUUGAAAAUAAAACUGAUGAGGAAACCAAUGAAGAUAAAGAAAGAGGAGGAGGAAAGAAAAAAACAGCCUGAUGUGAUGAAGACGCUCGGAGAGUGGGGUAAAGAUGAGCGAGAACGAGAACCCACCGAGUUCGAGAAGGAAAAUCCAAACAUUCUCAUGUUAGAUGGCACCGGGGACUUCAAGAACAUGUAAACAUUGUUGCACGUUUUUAAUAAAUAAAAUCACAAUCA
This is a messenger RNA of Macrosteles quadrilineatus (aster leafhopper), 2018 nucleotides long. It is a transcript of the gene Fkbp59, whose product is annotated as FK506-binding protein 59. Lineage: Eukaryota; Metazoa; Arthropoda; Insecta; Hemiptera; Cicadellidae. The coding region runs from base 180 to 1859 and encodes 559 amino acids. The record is from RefSeq and is a predicted model, not a curated record. Gene Ontology annotation, molecular function: protein binding; peptidyl-prolyl cis-trans isomerase activity. The transcript is spliced from 10 exons.